This is a messenger RNA of Larimichthys crocea (large yellow croaker), 4683 nucleotides long. It is a transcript of the gene pof1b, whose product is annotated as POF1B actin binding protein. Gene Ontology annotation, cellular component: actin filament; bicellular tight junction; adherens junction. The transcript is spliced from 13 exons. Lineage: Eukaryota; Metazoa; Chordata; Actinopteri; Sciaenidae. Gene Ontology annotation, molecular function: actin filament binding. Bases 285 to 1979 code for a protein of 564 amino acids. Gene Ontology annotation, biological process: bicellular tight junction assembly; actin filament organization; epithelial cell morphogenesis. The record is from RefSeq and is a predicted model, not a curated record.
CAGCAGUAUUUGCAUACAGAGGAGCAGAGCGCCUCCCUCCCCAGUUUGCGCUCCCUCUCUAUGGACGGACUCCUCUAACCGGACUUUCCUCUCCAGUUUGGCCAACAGAGGAGGAAGUUCAACUGGGGCGGCUCAGCUCUCUACACAACAGAGAGAAUAAGAUCCAGAGGAACCUGCGUGGUUUCAUCCCGCAGCGACUUAUCCACUUUGAGAGACUUCCAGCUUUCUAUUAGUUUUUCUGUCGGUUUUAUUGGAGGGGGUCUGAGCUCAUCCGAUCCAUCGAGAUGUCUCUUCAGACGAGCCAAAAGACGACGACCUACCGGACCGUGAAAGUGUCCUCACCGGAGACGGUGACCAACACGGUGAUCUCAGCGCGAUCGGUAUCCCCGACCAGGUCCGUGUCCACGGCCGAGUCUGUGUCCCCGGUGCCGUACGCGCUAAACGGCUAUGAGACGAUACGGUACCUGGUCCCGAUGCAGCAGCAGCAGCAGCAGCAGUCCUACAUCCCGGUGCAACAGGCCGUGCAGCAGCAGUCCUACAUCCCGGUGCAACAGCAGCAGUCCUACAUCCCGGUGCAACAGGCCGUGCAGCAGCAGUCUUACGUGGUCAUGCAGCAGCCUAUGAUGCAGCAGAUGGUGUCUCCGGUGUACCUGCAGGGUCUGCAACACCUGAGUGUCAGCAACCAGGAGUCUAACGCGUUGUACCGACAGCAGAGCACGAUGGAGAGCAUCAGCGGGCAGUCUCAGUCAUCGGUGUUCAGCCAGUCGUCCAGCCCAAUAAAGAGCCCCGAGCCGAGUGCUGAGGAGGAGGAGGAAGAGGAGUCAGUGGAGGUGGAAGAGGUAGAGAUUGUCAACAUCAUCCAGCAGAAGCCAGCGAUAGAGAAGAUCUCCAGGGUGGAGGUGAAGAGCGAGGUGAAAGAACUGCCUCCGGCGACCAAGAUGGACACGCGUUACUUCGGCGAGCUGCUGGCCGACGUCUACAGGAAGAACUGUGACAUCCACUCCUGCAUCUCUGAGCAUGUGUCCAAGAUCCGUGGACAGAAACACCAGCUGGAUAACAGCAAUGACUACAGGAUGGAGAAAGAGGAGGUGGAGGCUCUGCUUCCCAAAGGAGCCACUGAACUCACCAAACAACAAAUCCGCUACCUGCUGCAGACUCGUCUCACUGCAGAUAAGAGCAUGCGUCUCCUGCUGUCCACCUUCAGCAGUCUGAGAGAAGAGCUCCUCCACAUGUCUGAAGACCUGCGGCGUCUGGAGAGUGAGAAGGAGGCCUUGGAGAGAGAUCUGAGUUUCAAAGCAGACCAGGCUCGGCAGUAUGACAGCCUCCUGGAGGCCGUCCGAGAGAACAACAGACAGCUCCAGCUGUCUCUGAAGGAAACCAGCGCCUCCCAGCGUACCCUGGAGAGCCAGCUCAUGAGCAGCCGAAACACCGACUCGAGCCGCGAGUUCAAGGUCAAAGAGUUGGAGGGAAGGUUGAGAGCGAUGGAGAAGGAGAACGAAAUGCUCCGACAGAAGCUGGCAGGACAAGCUAGCAGCACCACUCUUCACAUCAAGACAGAGGAGUUGUCCCGUCAGUACAAGGACCAGCUCAAGGCCAUGAGAGAAGAAAAAGACCAGGAGAUACAGAGGCUGCGGUCCCAGAUAACGAAGAUCCAGACGCAGGUCACCACCACCACAACCAAUACCUCCUCAGAGAAAAGCCUCCAGCUGAAAAUCUCAGAACUGCUUGCCAUGUUGGAGCAGCGGCAGACCACCAUCACCCGACAGGAGGAGGAGAUCAGGAAGCUGAUGCAGGAGAGAAAUGACAGCUCCAAGAACGUCACUAAGACCAUCAUCACCAAAAGGUACAGGAACCAAUACCCAAUCCUUGGUCUGCUGAGCGACGACUACCAGGUCACUUCGCCCGUGAAAGAGGCCAAGACCAUUGUCAUCGAGAGAACUGGAGAGAUGAUCAAACAGGAAAUCAUUACAACCCCUUAAAAGACACACUGCUUCUCUCCGACAGGAAUGAUUGAACGACAAGAAGACCCAGACGUCACCCCAUUUCUUCUGCAUGUACAUGCCCCUCCUCUCCCUCAUUCUCAGGGCUCCCAGGGUUGGUGGUGGUUAAAAUCCCCUCUCUCCCUUCCCCCUAAAUUUGGGAUCAUUGGUUAAUCUUGGGUUUGACCAAAUUGAGUUUGUUUGGGGGUGACUGUUUUAUUUGGGGGUUUUUUUAUGAUGGGGGAACAAAUAACGAGACCAAAUCUUUUCAGAGUACGCUACAGCCAGUUGGUUGUUAGUGGAUUAAAAUGGCAGUAAUGAAGCAAUCAUGACAACUGGGAACUGGGCGAGUUUCAAGCAGAGCACCGAUCUGUUUAAAAAUCAGAGAUGAGAUGAUGUCCUAUUAGGUACGACCAGAUACUCCCUCUUUUCUCAUCUUCAUUACUGUAUUCUGCUUCAUUAAGUAAAGAUUAAAGAUGGAAAACAUCAACAAACGUUGGAUCAAGUUAAAGAUGUGUAAUAAAUUAUAAAAUAAAAACAAAUGUGCAUCAAGCAGUUUUAAAAUUAGUCGUCGCUAUUCUAACAUACUCACCUCUAAAUUUAACAUUUAAUCUCACCAAUCUGACUCAUACAUUAACACCGAAACACAACAUCCAGUAUUUUGGUUGUACGUUGACUAAUUUGCCAAGGUAAAGUUAGUAGGGUUGGGAAAUAACGAUACAUUGCUCGAAAUCGAAUCACUGAAUAUGUGAUUCUGUCAUAUACUGCAAGACCGUCAACUGUGAUGUAUUAAGUAUGUAACAACAAAACAUAUAGAAAAUGGCUAAAUAUAUGUGAAAAGUCUAGGAAUUUUCUGGAUUCCUUGACUGCACAAUGAGGAACUUUUCAGAUUCACACAGAAUUUUAUGAACAAGUGUGACAAAUCACACAAAAGUAAACCAAAUUGGCAGGAAGCAGAGCAUUUAAGAGUUAAAUAUUAAAAGAAAAUUGUAGCUAUUUCUCAGUAUCACAGGAGAUUGUGUUGUGAUAUAUGAUAUAUGUAUCGAUUUUUUUUCCGUCCCAUCCCUACUUGGCAGGUGAGCUUACAAUUUACAGUAACGCUGAAUUCUCCACAUGGAGGCCUUCUUCAAAUCAAAAGGGAGGGGAGGGGGAUUGAGAGACAGCUGCCAAACAAAGUGAAACUGAUGGGGUGUCCCAAAUGCAUACUACAUACUAAUUCUCAGCAGGUUUACUUCACAUACUAAACAAACCUGUCAAUGGAUAUUUAUCAUCCACAAGCCAUGCAUAGAAGGUAGCGGAGGAGCUGAAAGUGGGAAAAAAAAAUGUGGAUGAUGGUAAGACAGCUCUCGUAAAAUCUUGAAAUCCAAAAAAAUGGUUUCACUGUCUCUUUGUACUUUGUCAAGUUUAACUGGCAGUGAUAUUCCAUCUGAUUUCCUGUUAAUCAUGGUAAAGUAUGUUGAUAUUUUAUGUACUAAAACUAAAAAAAACUAUGACGAUUAGUAUGUAGUACAUGCCUAUGAAAGUUUACUGGAUUUGGGAUUCGCCAUAAGUUUUGGUUUAUGUGAAACAAAAGAAGUAACAUUAGUUGAAGUUCCUUGAGGUUUUAUUCCAUUCAGCAUAAAAGAAUGAGACAAAUGUCACAGCUUGUUUUGGUAUUAAAACUAUACCUUUCUUAAUACCUCCAUGUCAUAAUAAUAACAAUAAGUCAACAAGAUUUGAGACAAAUUAGAUUUAGUUAGUUAACAGUUAAUACAUUGUGCCUCAGACAUGUCUGUCAAUACCUGUAAGGUAAAACAAGUUCGAUACACAGCUUGACUUAUAAAUGUUUCGUCAGUUUAUCACUAGAGGGCUCAUUGGAGGGAAGACAAUGUGCUAUCAUGGAACCAAAUCCUGCCAAAGUUACCACAAGAGUGGCGUCUCAGCUUCCAGUUGUCACUAAUGCACGUUUGAAGAAGUGCCAUCUAGCAUUUAGCAGGAGAUCCUCCUCAAAGCCACCACAGCCAUGCUAGCCCAGGGGACGAGAAAGUGGAUGCGUUACUACGAUUGCUAUUCUGCAUGUAAAUAUUUAUAUAUAUAAAUAUAUAUUUGUAAGAUGGGCAUGCUCAGUGAAUGUUUUCUGACUGUAGAGCAGCCCUCCUGCGAUACAGUUCAUAUGAACAUUUUGAAAAAUGUUCAGAUGGGGUAGUUUUCUCUUUUUUGUUUUGUCCAGAAUGGUAGUUUGUAUCUGUCCACUGUUGUAAUUGUCUUUAAAAGCUUUUUAUUUUGAGGUCUUGUUAGCCCUAAGGUGCAUGGGUAUGUUCUGUUCACAUUCAUGUGUUUGUAUAUGACAGUAGUGGGAUCUGGGUUAGGAUAGUGUGAUGUCUCACAUCCAUGAGAGGAAACUAGCUCGAACACCCAUGGAUGUGAUGCAUUUAAGUUGGUUGGGGGAAGACUGGUGCAUGAUUUUAUGGGGGGUUUAUGAUGGCGAGAGAAUAUUUAAAGCACAAUAUUAUGUAAACUGUUAUUGAGUUUUUCUUGGUUGCCCCUGUUCAAGCUUUUUUUACGUAGGGAUGCAUGUUGACGGCUUUGUGUCCAGUUGGUGCUCGUCUUUAGAAACGGUGCUGUGGCCUGUUUCACUGAUGCGCAGCUUGAUUGCAGUUCAGGGUAGAAUGUUCACAGCUGGCUAUUUAUUUAUUGUUUAAAAAAAAAAAAAAAAAAAAAAAAA